AAAGAGCGUCAUCCUCUCAGUUUGUGUCAAACUCCGCAGAUUUUGGCAGCAGCAAUCGAAAAUGACCAAAUUCUUCGCUCUGGUUACUGUAGGGCUUCUCGCCCUUUUUGCCCUUGUUCAGGCGGGUGGCGAUGAGGCUGCCAAAAAGGGACCCAAAGUUACCGAUAAGGUUUGGUUUGAAAUAACUGUGGGCGAUGAACCUCUCGGUCGUAUCGAAAUCGGCCUGUUCGGCAAAACUGUUCCUAAAACUGCAGAGAACUUCAAACAAUUAGCCCUGAAACCAGCCGGCGAAGGAUUCAAGGGUAGCAAAUUCCACAGGGUCAUCAAAGACUUUAUGAUCCAAGGUGGUGAUUUUACUAAAGGAGAUGGCACUGGAGGUCGCUCAAUUUAUGGUGAACGUUUUGCCGACGAAAAUUUCAAACUGAAACAUUAUGGAGCUGGUUGGCUGUCGAUGGCCAACGCUGGAAAAGAUACCAACGGGUCUCAGUUCUUUAUUACCACUAAGCAGACCUCCUGGCUGGACAACAGGCACGUCGUUUUUGGUAAAGUGCUCAAGGGCAUGGAUGUCGUUAGGAAGAUUGAAAGCACCAGGACUGAUAGCAGAGAUCGUCCCGAGAAAGAUGUAGUAAUAGCAGACUGUGGAGUUGAAGAAGUGCCAGAGCCAUUCGGUGUAGCAAAAGAAGACGCCCGUGAUUAAACAAAAUAACUGCCUUUUGGAAGCUACUCGCCCUCUUCCUUAAAGUUUUGUAAUAUCCCAUCUUGAUACUUUUUCUAAUUUUUUAGCUAUUUUUUACAUUGUAUGAAAGAAAUGUGAUAAACAUGUUUCCUAAUUUAAGUGUCAAUAAAAACAGUAUUUUUUAA
Molecule: messenger RNA, 861 nt
Organism: Anthonomus grandis grandis
Lineage: Eukaryota; Metazoa; Arthropoda; Insecta; Coleoptera; Curculionidae
Product: peptidyl-prolyl cis-trans isomerase B
Exons: 4
Coding region: 62-697 (211 amino acids)
Biological process (GO): protein folding; protein peptidyl-prolyl isomerization
Cellular component (GO): intracellular membrane-bounded organelle
Molecular function (GO): peptidyl-prolyl cis-trans isomerase activity
Source: RefSeq, a predicted model, not a curated record